AUGGGACCAAACAAAAAGCGCAAGUUAGCGAAUCAACCCGAAGAAAUCAACUUCGACCCAGAUGCCCGACAACAAUUCCUCACUGGCUUUCGCAAGCGAAAGCUGCAGCGCGUGAAACAUGCACAGGAAGUCGCAGAGAAGCGGGCACGAGAGGAACGGAUAGAAUACCGGAAAAGGAUCCGAGAAGAACGAAAAGCGGAGUACGAACAAGCGUUUGAAGAGCAUCGGCGACAGCUCAAGAUGCUCACUGAAAAUAGCGAGAAUGAGUCGAACGACUCUGGGAAUGAGAGUAAUGAGGGCGAGGAUGAGGAAUGGGAGGGAUUCGCGGAACCACCCGCUGUGGACUACGAGGCCGAAUACAUCGACGAAGAUAAAUACACCACUGUCACGGUAGAGGAGAUGGAUCCGUCGAGAGAAGGUUUGCUCAAGUACGGUCAGCAAGAACAGUCGGACGACAAAUCGGAUCAAGAGGAGGGUGGGAAGGCACAGCAGACGCCCGAGGACGCCAAUUCGAAAGCUCCAAAGAGACUGCAGACAGAUAAACCCAAGAAGAAGAAAAAGAAGUUCCGAUACGAAAGCAAGGAGGAACGCAAACUCAACCAGGCGAAGCAACGGUACUCUAAGGCCAGAAAAGCGAGAGCGCGACGCGGCGAAGAAUAA
Aspergillus chevalieri is the source of this 660-nucleotide messenger RNA. Its product is annotated as rRNA-processing protein RRP17. The coding region runs from base 1 to 660 and encodes 219 amino acids. Gene Ontology annotation, molecular function: RNA binding. NCBI's taxonomy places the organism in Eukaryota, Fungi, Ascomycota, Eurotiomycetes, Eurotiales, Aspergillaceae. The record is from RefSeq and is a predicted model, not a curated record. The transcript has 2 exons. Gene Ontology annotation, cellular component: nucleolus.